Molecule: messenger RNA, 2046 nt
Organism: Cricetulus griseus (Chinese hamster)
Lineage: Eukaryota; Metazoa; Chordata; Mammalia; Rodentia; Cricetidae
Source: RefSeq, a predicted model, not a curated record
AUGUUCCGCAAGAAAAAGAAGAAACGCCCUGAGAUUUCGGCCCCACAGAACUUCCAGCACCGUGUCCACACCUCCUUUGACCCCAAGGAAGGCAAGUUCGUGGGCCUCCCCCCACAAUGGCAGAACAUCCUGGAUACCUUGAGGCGACCCAAGCCUGUGGUGGAUCCUUCUCGAAUCACACGGGUGCAGUUGCAACCCAUGAAGACGGUGGUACGGGGCAGCUCUGUGCCCACGGAGGGCUACAUCUCAGGGCUGCUCAACGACAUCCAGAAGUUGUCAGUAAUCAGCUCCAAUACCCUGCGUGGACGCAGCCCCACCAGCCGGCGGCGGGCACAGUCUCUGGGGCUGCUAGGGGACGAGCAAUGGGCUGCUGACCCAGAUAUGUACCUCCAAAGUCCUCAGUCUGAGCGCACGGAUCCCCACGGCCUCUACCUCAGCUGCAAUGGAGGCACACCAGCAGGUCACAGGCAGAUGCCAUGGCCGGAGCCUCAGAGCCCACAGGCCCUGCCCAAUGGGCUGGCUGCCAAGACACAGUCCUUGGGCCCUGCUGAGUUCCAGGGUGCCUCGCAGCGCUGCCUGCAGCUGGGUGCCUGCGUACAGAGUUCCCCACCUGGCACUUCACCCCCUAUGGCCACAGGGAGGCGUGGGGUGAAGGCUGCCAAGCAUAACUCGGAGGAGGUACGGCCACAGUCCUGCCUGGUGGGCUCAGCCAUUGGCAGGCCAGGUGGAGAAGGCAGCCCCAACCCUAAGAAUCAGGAAAGCAGCCUCAAGCACCGGCUCUUCCGGAGCAUGUUCCUGUCCACUCCUGCCACAGGCUCUGCAAGCAGCAGCAAGCCGGUCCCUCUGCCCCAGAACAAGCUCCAUUCUGCUUUCCGACCACCACAAAAAGAUUCCUCCUCAAACCUGGUGGCCAAGGCCCAGUCCUUGCCCUCGGACCAGCCCAUGGGGACCUUUAGUCCUCUGACCACCUCGGAUACCAGCAGCCCCCAGAAAUCCCUCCGCACAGUCCCAGCCGCUGGCCCACUUCCAGGCCGGUCUUCUCCAGCAGGUUCCCCGCGCACUCGGCAUGCUCAGAUCAGCACCAGCAAUCUAUACCUGCCCCAGGACCCCACAGUGGCCAAGGGGGCCCUGGCUGGAGAGGACACUGGCAUUGUGACACACGAGCAGUUCAAGGCUGCGCUCAGGAUGGUGGUGGACCAGGGUGACCCCCGGCUGCUGCUGGACAGCUAUGUGAAGAUUGGGGAGGGUUCCACGGGCAUUGUGUGUCUGGCCCGGGAGAAGCAUUCCGGUCGCCAGGUGGCAGUCAAGAUGAUGGACCUCAGAAAGCAGCAACGCAGGGAGCUGCUCUUUAAUGAGGUGGUGAUCAUGCGUGACUACCAGCACCUCAACGUGGUGGAGAUGUACAAGAGUUACUUGGUAGGCGAGGAGCUAUGGGUGCUGAUGGAGUUCCUGCAGGGCGGGGCCCUCACAGACAUCAUCUCCCAAGUCAGGCUUAAUGAGGAGCAGAUUGCUACUGUGUGUGAAGCUGUGCUUCAGGCCUUGGCUUACCUGCAUGCCCAGGGUGUCAUCCACCGGGACAUCAAGAGUGACUCCAUACUGCUGACCCUUGAUGGCAGGGUGAAGCUCUCAGACUUUGGAUUCUGUGCUCAGAUCAGCAAAGAUGUCCCCAAGAGGAAGUCCCUGGUAGGAACCCCAUACUGGAUGGCUCCUGAAGUGAUCUCCAGAUCUCUCUAUGCUACCGAGGUGGAUAUCUGGUCUCUGGGCAUCAUGGUGAUUGAGAUGGUGGAUGGAGAGCCUCCCUACUUCAGCGACUCCCCAGUGCAAGCCAUGAAGAGGCUCCGGGACAGCCCCCCACCCAAGUUAAAGAACUCUUACAAGGUCUCCCCAGUGCUUCGAGACUUCCUGGAACGGAUGCUGGUACGGGAACCCCAAGAGAGAGCCACAGCCCAGGAGCUCCUGGAUCACCCCUUUCUGCUGCAGACAGGGCUGCCUGAGUGUCUGGUGCCUCUGAUACAGCUCUACCGCAAGCAGACCUCCACUUUCUGA